Spirometra erinaceieuropaei is the source of this 573-nucleotide messenger RNA. Lineage: Eukaryota; Metazoa; Platyhelminthes; Cestoda; Diphyllobothriidea; Diphyllobothriidae. The record is from the annotation of a GenBank genome assembly.
AUGAUCUGGCGGCUGAACGAUCGGGACGGUGAAGAACAGUGUAUUCGGUCUGGCGUCCGACAGGGUUGUAUCCUGUCACCCAUACCGUUCAACUACGCUAUUGACUGGAUCCUCGGGAGGGCCCUACGCGACAGUGACGGCGUUGAUUUUGCGCCCGGAUAUCGACUGACUGAUCUCGACUAUGCCGAUGACAUCGCCUUACUUGCUUCAAGUUUUGGUGAUCUGCAGUCUAUGGUGUCACUGGUGAACGAGGUCGCUAAAUCAGUCGGUUUGUCCAUGAACGCUGGGAAGAUCAAAGUAUUCUCAAGCUGUUUCCCUGACCAGGAGAAGGCACCCCUGGGGAUUGAUGGCUGUCAAAUUGAAGAAGUGGACAGUUUUAAAUACCUCGGGGCGCGGCUGCUGCCUAAUGGACAGAGUAAGGACGAUAUUGUCUCCCGAAUCGAUGCUGCCCGCUGGGUUUUUUCAAGCCUUCGGAAAUGCCUGUGGAGCCGACGUGACCUCUCAUUCGCCACUGAGAUUCGCGUGUCCCGUGCAUCUGUCCGGUCUGUCCUUCUCUACGGUUGCGAAUGCUGA